Messenger RNA from Labrus mixtus (cuckoo wrasse), 2297 nucleotides. Its product is annotated as trichohyalin. The record is from RefSeq and is a predicted model, not a curated record. The transcript is spliced from 16 exons. NCBI's taxonomy places the organism in Eukaryota, Metazoa, Chordata, Actinopteri, Labriformes, Labridae. The coding region runs from base 1080 to 2042 and encodes 320 amino acids.
UCAUGUUUCUCUAGUUGUGUGACGGAGAUGAAACAGUAAGAGUGGGACUUGUUCUCACUGUGAAUCCAGAGGGUGAAGACUGUGUGGUUAUUAGCAGAGACAGACGUGGUGUAGACUACAAAUCUGGAAGGGACGAGGAAGCAAAGUCCUUCUUUUUUAAUCAAGUUGUGACUGUGGAAAACAUUCAGAGUUUGGGCCCUGAGCUCCUGCAGCCUCUCACUGAGGCCGUAUCCAGUGGUUAUAAUGGAGCAAUGCUGAUAUGUGGAGCCUCCGCAGACAAGAUUUCCUCUGUGAUUGACAGUCUCAUCAUUAAACAGGUGGAGCCAAACACGACACUUCAAAAGUAAAAUUGGAUCAAUUUAGAAUUUUUUCCCUCUCCAUUAAUCCUACUCGUUCUCUCCUUCAGGUCCUUGAAAACCUCUUUAGUCACAUGAUAUCAAAACCAAACGAGGACUUGUUCAUCUCCGUGUCAUUCCUUCAGUUUUUUCCAGAUGGCAGCGCUGUGGAUGUCCUCAACCCUAACAGGCAGACCUUAAAACCUGUAAAACAUCCCGUCCUUGGCAGUCUCGCAGCAGGUUUGUGUGAGGUAUGUGUGUGUUCAGCAGGAGAAGCCUACACUCUGUAUGAAACCUGCAGGGACGCACUGAAGGCCAAUGCAGGCUCCAUUUCCAGCAGGUGUAGUUCCUUGUUCUCAGUGGCUGUCGAGUGGAAACUUCAUCCGGAGAAGGCGGAGUCAGAGGUCUGUCGCAGCAGACUGCAGCUGUUCAGCGUGGCAGGGGGAGCCAGUAGAACUGACCUCCGAGGGGUCAGCCCACUGGUGAAGAUUUUAGACCAAACUGAAUGUCAAGCAACACCAAGUGACAAGCUCCUCCCCUUCCUGCUACAUGAAGCCCUAACUGGAAGCAGCAGGACAGUCCUCAUAUACUGCAUCCAUCCAAAAGGCAAGUGUUUUCAAGUGGGCAACUUUCCCAUAAUCCUUUGAGCAAAGCCAUAAAUUCCUUUUCUUAUCAGGUCUGCUAGAUAAAGAGACCCCAGCUGCUUUAGCUUUGGCCCAGAAAGCGAGAAGCCUGGUUACCAAGAUGAGGAUUGGUUCCUGGUGUCCAAGGGCAACUGAGGAAAAGAUCAGAGAUGACAUCACGGCGCUGAGAGCUUUGAUUGUGUCACAGGGGCCAAGUGAAGGUCACAAUAACUACAGCAUGGCAGAGCUGACCCAAAACCUGCAGAUUGUGAAAAACCAGUCAUGGGAGAAGCGGAGGGAUGAGUCAAAGAAGAUAAAAGGCAAAGCACAGAGUUGUCAGACAAUAGACAGCAAAUGGCACAGCAGUGAUCAUUUUAGAGAGAGUACAGACACAGUGAAAUAUUUACAAGACCAGCUGAAACAAGAAAUGAAGGCGCAUAUCAGAGAGGGUAAAGGUAAUAAAGAGAAGGUCCAGGAGAGAGUCACAAGAAUCCAGCAUCUGAGGGAGUCUAUCAGGGAGGAGAAACUAAAGAGCCUGGCUCAUACAGAGACAUCUGACCUCUGUCAACACUCUCAUUUAGAGUACAACAAAGCGCAGGAGCGGAGGAGGCAACUUAAGGAGCACCAUGGGAGAUUAAUUCAGGAGGAGUUGGAGAAGAUGGAGAGAGACUUGGCACAGGAGCAGCUACCAGCAGAGGACCCCCAGAGAGAGCUGUUGGUGCUGACCAGAGAGCGGCAGGUCCUGGUGCUGCAGGGAGAGGCCCUGCGGGCAGAGGCCCAGCAGGCUGAGAGAGACCUGCAGACUGAAAAUGACAGACACCAAACAGAGCUGCAUUGUCUAAGAGAGGAGAGUCUGCAGGUGUUCAGAGUGUUUCACCAGGUCAGUGAAGAGCAGAGGAAGAUGUCAGAGGGCAGAUACAGAGACGUGCUGCUGGAGGCGGUGCAGGAUGCAGUCUACCUGUCGGCUCAGAACCAGCAGCUGCAGGCGGACAACAAACAACUCCGUAAAGCAAUGGCAGCGCUGAAGGAUACUCUAGCUGUAAGAGGAGAUCCUACGGCAGAACUGGCAACCCAACAACAAUGAAUAUUUGACUGAAAGAUGUUCAUUCAUCAAUGUGCUUCAUGUUAAUCAUUAGAAAUAAGACAGUUUCUUUUUAUGGCUUACAAGCUUCACUCACUCAGUACCGUUUGAUUGUGCUUUGGGUCUUUAAUGUGGUAUGUGUGUCUGGUUUGUUUUUGUUCUGUCAUUCAUGUAAACUGUGUAUGAUAAACUGAUCAUUUUAUACAAAUGAAAUUUAAACUCAGCAACUGAAGAGAAAUAAAGCUAAUCCAAGUUGAA